Molecule: messenger RNA, 1843 nt
Organism: Coregonus clupeaformis (lake whitefish)
Lineage: Eukaryota; Metazoa; Chordata; Actinopteri; Salmoniformes; Salmonidae
Product: F-box/LRR-repeat protein 12-like
Exons: 4
Coding region: 259-1278 (339 amino acids)
Biological process (GO): SCF-dependent proteasomal ubiquitin-dependent protein catabolic process
Cellular component (GO): SCF ubiquitin ligase complex
Molecular function (GO): protein binding
Source: RefSeq, a predicted model, not a curated record
AUUUCCCCUUUUUAUAUAUAUCUGGUAACGUUACUCUCACAUAAAAGGUGUUCAUUUCGCACAUGGAGUUUUUAAGAACGUGUAGGAAUGUUGUCGCUUUAGCAACCGUUUCUACGGGGUUCAUUAAUUGAAUGCAACUUUGGUGUGCGUGAGCUCAUCAGAACCGGAAGGGUGUGUAAGAGAUGGAGACGCCUUGUAAAAGAUCAAAGACUAUGGCGAGCUGUUGAUCUAACUGCAUGGAAAGGGGUGACGUCGCGCAUGCUGUGGGUACUACUGCGCCAGUAUCUGGGCACUGGGCUCCGAUGCCUGCGACUGCGUGGCUUGCUGCUCUCUGCUAGAGGCGGGGCCUUUCUCUCAGAGUCCUGGCUUAAGGCUUUGUCCUCCAGGUGCCCCCGUCUGCGCAGUCUUUCCCUGCUGCACGCAGACCUGAGAGGCUUGCGCAGUUGCCAGCUCCUGCCCACAACGCUGCAGGUCCUAGAGUUGCGUGGCUGUGAGCUACCACAGAGCUUUUUCACCCAGACCCCACCCAGUCCUGAGAAACAAGCUGGAGCGACAUCAACUGCUUCUACUCAGCAACAGGGACGCGGUCAGUCUGGGAAAGUGCCUGCCUCAACGUCAGGGAUUGCCAUUGAGACGAUGGUCCUUGAUAACGUGCCCUCCUUCACAGACCUGCACCUGCAGAGUCUGGCGUCUUGGUUGAAGCUUAGCCGCCUAGAGCUCCGCAACGUCCUUCGGGUCACAGCGGAAGGCCUUAGGCGCAGUGCUGCCCAAGAAACCGACUCAGGCUUAAACGGGCUCUCCAGGCUCAAGUACCUGGAGAUAGGGCACUUUGGGCGGCCUGGCGCCCAGCUGCAGAUGGCCUCCCUGGGGCUGGGUGUGGGCUGGCUCGGCCUAGAGGAGCUAAGCCUUGGCGGUAAGGAGGUGGGGCCAGGCCUGCUGUCCGCCAGCCGCCUGAGGGACCUGAAGCGCCUGCGCCUCAGAUGCUGCAAGCUGAGAGAGAUGCAGGUGCUACGGAGCUGCAGAAUGCUGCGGGAGCUGCGCAGGUUGGAGUUCUGUGAGGUGUUCUUCCAGGUUUGCCCAAAGACACCAGAGAGAGGGGGGGAGGGGGAGAGGCAGGGUGAGGAGGGGAAGGACAAUGGUGCAGACGGUGGUGAUGGGAGCGAUGAUAAACUGGAUGAGAAUGACCCCGUGCCAAGUCUGCGCCGCUCACUUGCUGCUCUGCUGCCACAAUGUACACUAGUGUUCACCAACUGCACCGUUACAAUAACCUCAGACUAGAUUACAUACUACAUAGUAUGUUACACAUCUGGUUCCCUUAUUUACAUUUACAUAAUUUAGCAGACACUCUUAUCCAGAGCUUAUUCUACUGUGGUAAAAUACAAACAUUCCUGUCAAAGCUAUACUUAAAACAUGUUUGCAAACUCUGAUGCGUCACCUUUUCGUUGACAUAUGUAGAAAACAAACAUACCCAUUAACAACAAACCCAAUCAAAUUCUAUUUUAAAUUUUCAUACAGCUGUGCUAUUGAACAAAAAAGGGACAGUUAACAGUUACACAAACACGUGCAAUGAACUGUCUCAAAGGAAAUGUAAUGUUUCAGUUCAACCCCUAGACCAGGGCUAUUCAGCUCUUAAAGGCGCUGCAUGGUCAAUCUAAUGUCUGCAGUGGCCGUAUAGCAUUUAGUGCAAUAGGGCCUCUGCAGGCUUUGCAAUUGCAUGCCUCCGGAGGCUUCAAUUGUGUCACACCAUCCAUACGGACCACAUUUUCUGAUCAAGCAUAAAUUGGCUUUUACCCUACGAGGUCCAGAGCCUGCUGGUUUUCUGUUGUACCUGAUAAUUAAGUGC